AUGUUUGCAUAUAACAUAAAGGCGGAGAUGUGCGGCAGUAUCAAGCAACCCGCAUACCGGCAUGUUCCUGGCAUGUUUAACUUGACACGAAGUCCUUUUCAGAACACAAACAAGAUAGUGACAAAUCGUGGUUUCUCUCUUGUGGGAAUCAUGAUCAACAACCUACUUCAGGCGCUCGCCCGGUUCCUGGACCGCCCGCUCUUCCCGUGGAAGACGGUGUUGGUUGGCUUUUCCCUGGGUCAAUAUGUAUUCGAAAGCUUCCUCUCACUACGCCAAUAUCGUGUUCUCCAGAAUACCAAGCCUCCAAAGGUCCUAGAAGGGGAAAUCACAGAAAAGGUCUUCGAGGAUAGUCAGACAUACGGUCGCGCAAAAGCAAAAUUCGGUUUCUUUUCCGGCAUCUAUGGUCAGCUCCAGAACUUGAUUUUCAUCUACUACGACUUCUUGCCGAAAAUAUGGGCAUUGACUGGCGUAUGGCUCGUUCGUUACUUCCCGGCCUGGUCACAGGGUGAAAUUGGACAUACGAUGCUCUUCUUCUUCGCUUUCAACAUUUUGACUACUGUCUUGUCGCUCCCCAUCUCGUACUACAGCACUUUUGUCCUUGAAGAAAAGUUCGGCUUCAACAAGCAGACCAUUGGACUAUGGAUUACGGAUAUGUUGAAGGGCCAGGCUCUUGGUAUUGCUUUGGGUGGUCCCAUUAUGGCCGCGGUGCUUAAGAUCAUCCAGAAGACUGGUAAUGAAUUCUUCUACUACCUCUGGAUGUUUAGCAUCGUCGUCCAGGUCUUCGCCAUCACAAUUUACCCGAUUGUUAUCUUGCCCAUGUUCAACAAACUUUCGCCUUUGGAGCCUGGUCCCAUCAAAACUGGCGUUGAAGAACUCGCUCAAAAGCUCAAAUUCCCCUUGCAUGAUAUUUACUCUAUCGAUGGCAGUAAGCGAAGCGCCCAUAGCAAUGCCUAUUUCUUUGGAUUCCCAUGGAAGAAGCACAUUGUGAUCUAUGAUACUCUUAUGGAGAAGAGCGAGCCUGAAGAGGUCGUUGCUGUCCUCAGCCACGAAUUAGGUCACUGGAAGCUUGGGCACACUACUAAGCUGUUUGGAAUUGCUCAGGCUCACAUGCUCUAUAUCUUUGCGUUGUUCACAGCAUUCGUCAACAACAAAUCAUUAUUCCAAUCAUUCGGCUUCCACAAUGAGCAGCCGAUCAUGAUUGGUUUCUUGCUCUUUUCAGAUGCCUUGGCACCUAUGGAUGCUGUCGUGAAGUUCUUGAUGAACAUCCUCAGUCGCAAGUUUGAAUUCGAAGCAGAUGCCUUUGCAGCCAACCUUGGACAGUCAAAGCUCCUUGCGCAAUCGCUCCUCAAGCUCCAAAUCCAGAAUCUCAGCACCAUGGAUGCUGAUUGGAUGUAUGCCAGCUACCACUAUUCCCACCCCAUUCUUACGGAGCGUCUGGCUGCGCUUGGAUGGAAGGGUAAGGGAACUGAAAAGGCGGAAGACAGCGAGAAGCCUGUCAAGGCAGCGGACAGGGAAUUGUAA
This is a messenger RNA of Talaromyces amestolkiae, 1521 nucleotides long. RefSeq lists its product as uncharacterized. The coding region runs from base 1 to 1521 and encodes 506 amino acids. Gene Ontology annotation, cellular component: endoplasmic reticulum membrane. Gene Ontology annotation, biological process: CAAX-box protein processing. Lineage: Eukaryota; Fungi; Ascomycota; Eurotiomycetes; Eurotiales; Trichocomaceae. The record is from RefSeq and is a predicted model, not a curated record. Gene Ontology annotation, molecular function: metalloendopeptidase activity. The transcript is spliced from 5 exons.